AGAGGCAGUGUGUGGCGAGGUGUGGCGGCUGGAGCACGUCUGUGAGAGCCGAGCGGGACCGGAGUGUCAGUCAGUCAGUCAGUGCUGCUCACUCCUUCCCUUCUUCCAGUCACGAGGGGAAAAACACAGGGAGGGAACUUUUUGUCCUGCAUUUGCCUGUCAUCUUCCUCCCGCUCCCCGCCUCGCAAAGAUGGUGGCGUUGGACGGGGAGAAGCUAAAGCAACAAAGCUACAUCCUGCUGGGGAAGCUUAUACGUACCAAGGACCCGUCACGCCUGCAGGAGGGACAACAUGCAGUGGACAGUAAACUCAACAAGGUCCUUACCACUCUCGACCUCACCUCCCUCGGCGUGGGAUCUUGUGUGGGGACUGGCAUGUACUUGGUGGCUGGCAUGGUGGCAAAGACGAUAGCCGGGCCGGGUGUCAUUCUGUCCUUCACUAUAGCUGCUAUUGCGUCUAUCUUCUCAGGAGUGUGCUAUGCUGAGUUUGGUGUCCGCGUGCCCAACACUUCUGGCGGGGCUUACGUGUACAGCUACGUGACGGUGGGUGAGCUGAUGGCCUUUAUAAUCGGAUGGAACAUGGUGCUGGAGGAGCUGAUAGGCACCUCGGCGUGUGCUUGUGCCCUCAGUGCCUGCUUCGAUGCCAUCUUCAACGGUGCCAUCUCCGACACCAUGCGGAACUCCUUCGGGACUCUAUUCGGAGAACCACCGGACCUGCUGGCAUUCUUCCUGACGGUGUUGAUGGGCGGGGUGCUGGUGGCCGGGGUGCGCAAGUCCGUCAUUUUCAACAACGCCCUAAACGUUGUCAACUUCGUCGUUUGGGUCUUCAUUAUGAUCGCUGGCUUUUUCUACGCUGACUCAACCAAUUGGACGCAGAAUGGAGGGUUCCUGCCGAUGGGGUGGUCUGGGGUGCUGACGGGCGCGGCUACCUGCUUCUACGCCUUCAUUGGUUUCGACAUCAUAGCCACCACGGGGGAGGAGGCGAUCAACGCGAGAAAAUCCAUCCCUUACUCUAUAGUCUACUCCCUGGUCAUCAUUCUCAUCGCCUACGUCAGCUCCUCGGCAGUCAUCACUCUCAUGGUGCCGUAUAAUGAGCUGGACGCCGACUCUGCUCUGGUGAAGGUGUUUGGCCAAGUCGGGGCGUACAAAUGCAAGAACUUCGUGGCCGUAGGGGCGCUGGCUGGCCUCACUGUGUCCAUGUUUGGCUCAAUGUUCUCCCUGCCCAGGAUUGUUUACUCUAUGGCCAAAGACGGGCUGGUUUUUAAGAGUCUAAGUAAUGUAUGGGACGUGACGGGCACCCCAGCAGUAGCCACGAUUGUCUUUGGCCUCGGCGCUGCCUUUGCUGCCAUGUUCAUCUCACUCACUGUCCUUGUCGAGAUGAUGUCCAUUGGCACACUGCUGGCUUACACUCUCGUCUCCACCUGUGUUCUUAUCCUCCGUUACCAGCCUCACUCUACCACUCUCCUUGAAAUGCUGCCGGAGAGUAUCAGAACACCCCUCGCUGGUACACCUCUCCCUGGCUCUCCCACUCGCUCCCCUACCAACAGCAACGUCACUACUGCCCUUGGGUUGCGAGUGUCGUCAGCCGUCACCCCCCAGAACCUGACGGCGGCGCUGCAGCAGAAUGGAGGGGCGCGUAUCCCCCCCUCAGGCUUGCCCCUCGAGCAGAAAGUGACAGUCAAGAAGGUGAUGCGUUCCUCCCCUGACUCUGACGACACUGGUAACACGGAGGAGGGGAGCGAGUCGUGGCGGCGCGAGGACGACUACAUGGUGAGCGACAGGUACGAGAACAGGUACUAUGGAUCCGUGCCCGCCGCCGCUCGAGUCCCCAGGUGGUACGACAGGUACUUGGAGAUGGUGCAGCAGAGGUUCCCCACGCUGUUCCCGUGGGUGGAGGAAGGCCCGUGCACCGAGGACAGCGGCAGGCAGGUCAUGAAGCUUGUGGGGCUGCUGUACGUGAACGUGUUGGUGUUUGACAUUCUCCUGGUGGCGUGCAUUGGUGAGCUGGAGGGACACUCGUCUCUCGCCUCCUUCUUCUCCCUCGUCUUCUUCUUCUCCAUCAUCUACAUCCUGCUUCUCAUCUCCAGGAAGCCCCAGAACAGACGCUCCCUGCCGUUCCUCGCCCCUGGACUGCCCUGGGUACCUGCCGUGGCCAUCAUCAUCAACGUUUACCUGAUCUUCAAGCUGUCCAUUCUGACUCUCAUCCGUUUUGUGCUGUGGAUGACGAUUGGCUUCAUCAUCUACUUCUACUACGGCAUCAAGAAAAGCGUAGUGGGUCUUGGUACAGAAGGAGACAUCGAGCUACACAUCACCUCGAAACAGUCCACACAGGCAGGCACCACCAUCAGCCCCCCGACAGCCCACACCCUCUCCCCGAACACAGCCGCCCUCCCGCAGAACCAAGCUAACGUCCCCAUCAGCAGCACCACCACCCCUGACCUCUUCGCCCCGCCCUCCAACGCCACUGCUGAGGGCGUCAAUGAAGGAGGGAGCAUGUAUGUGUCUCCCAAUCCAAACAACCCAUUCCGUUAGUGUGUGUGUGUGUGUGUGUGUGUGUGUGUGUGUGUGUGUGUGUGUGUGUGUGUGUGUGUGAGUUAUGGGAUGGCCAGAGAUUUUUUUUUCCUUCCAAAGUCUCUCUCUCUCUCUCUCUCUCUCUCUCUCUCUCUCUCUCUCUCUCUCUCUCUCUCUCUCUCUCAACAAGUGUAUAAACAAUCUGCUGAAACCUUAAACGAACACUGAAUACAUUAAAAAGAAAGAAUAAAUACCAUUAAGGAAUUGAACACCAAUUAAAAGUAUCCAGCAUCGUUCAAUUUGGUUGUCGAAUUUAAGAACCUUGAAACUGAUCCAUUAAAAAGACUUAAAUGCUACUAAACACAACUCGAUCCUAUUCAGUAAAGGUUCUAGUACUAUAAAAGAAGCCAAAACCACUCAGUAAGGAUUCCAACACUAAAGAGAAUCUGAUCCCAUUUAGAAAGGGUUCCAAUUCAAUAAGGGAACUGAGUAGUGUUCUAUAAGGUGUUCAGCAGAGCAAUGACGUGGCUGCUGCUGUCACGCCCCUCUGGCCAUCCCGCUCCCCGCUGCUGUAACUCGUAAGGACCUUCGUGUUAUCUUGUCCAAUGUUUGUAUAUCCAUGUGUUUACUUGGGCGGAGCAGUGACUGAGACUAUGUUGGUGUGGCGAAGGAAGAGGAGGAGGAGGAGGAGGAGGAGGAGAGGAAGCAGUGACGUAGAAGGCAGAGAAAAGGAGAAGAGGAAGUCGUGGAGAGAGAGCCAGAAGGUAGAAAGGAGGAGGAGGAG
Molecule: messenger RNA, 3293 nt
Organism: Portunus trituberculatus (swimming crab)
Lineage: Eukaryota; Metazoa; Arthropoda; Malacostraca; Decapoda; Portunidae
Product: probable cationic amino acid transporter
Exons: 14
Coding region: 191-2530 (779 amino acids)
Biological process (GO): amino acid transport; transmembrane transport
Cellular component (GO): plasma membrane
Molecular function (GO): amino acid transmembrane transporter activity
Source: RefSeq, a predicted model, not a curated record